UUUAAUGUUAAUAAUUAAUUAAUUAAUUAAUCAAUCUGUUAUAAUGCCCUCAAACGAGCAGGGUCAACUCCACCUAAUCGUUGGCACAAACGUGAUAAUGUCAUCGAUGGCCUCCGAGAACGUGCCGGUGAUAUACAUACCGGAAGAGUUGCGUCAAACGGAUCGCAUCCAACGGCUGGUCAAACGGUUUGAGGACAAGUUUGGCGACAAACCGGUAUUCCUGGUGCGAGUGCCGGGAAGGGUGAACAUCAUUGGCGAGCACAUAGACUACGUGGGCUAUUCGGUGCUACCCAUGGCGCUCAAACAGGACAUCGUGAUGGCUGUGUCCGUGAACAGCACCGGCCGUAUCGAGUUGACCAAUCUGGACCAGGAAAACUACCACGAUGAGUCUAUUGACCCCACGGGGCUGGAGUUUCCGCAACCGCCCCAAUGGUAUCACUAUUUCCAGUGCGGUUAUCGCGGUAUUGUCGAUAGGUUUUGCAACGGUCAGCCACCCCUGGGCCUCAAUGUGGCCGUUCACGGCACGAUACCGGCCGGCUCGGGCCUGUCCAGCUCGUCGGCCAUGGUUUGUGCCGCCGCUUUCGCCACAAUCAUCGCCUUUCACCAGAAGACCAAUAUGCUAUCGAUUCCCAUCAAUAAGCUAGAGAUCACACAACUGUGCAUAAAGUCCGAGCGCUAUAUCGGCACCGACUCGGGCGGUAUGGAUCAGGCGAUCGCUCUGUUGGCCGAAGAGGGCAGCGCUAAAUACAUUGAAUUCAUACCGGAGUUGACCGCCGUUAACGUGCGGCUCCCGGAAGGGGUGGACUUUUACGUAAGCCAUUGCGGGGUAUCCAUGAAUAAAGCGGCCACAGCUCACUAUAACACCCGCGUGGCUGAGACACGACUGGCCGCCGCUGUGAUCGCCAAACGGUUGAAUAUAUCGGGCUAUCGAUUGGGUGAUCAGCUCUGGGUUGUACAACAGGCCAGCGCUAUACCCCUCAGCCAAAUGGGCGACCGGUUGGCCGAGAUUUUUGAUCAGGAUAAACACUCGUACACCAGGACUGAGUUGGUGGCCAUUUUAGGUAUAGAGAACGACGAGAUGGAGCGUACAUUCCUGUCGCGGGUGUCGGAGCCGAUCCACGAGUUCCGGCUCUACCAGAGGGCCCGACACGCCUACGAAGAGGCCUUCCGAGUGCAAGAGUUCCGUCGGGUGUGCGAAACCACCGCCGAUAUCAACCGUUUGGGACAAUUGAUGAACGACUCGCACCAGUCGUGUCGCGAUCUGUACGAGUGCUCACACCCUAAGCUCGACCAACUGGUGACCAGUGCCCUGUCCUACGGGGCCAUUGGCUCCCGGCUUACCGGCGCCGGUUGGGGCGGUUGUAUCGUUAGUUUAGUGCCCAGUAAUAAGUCCCAGACGUUUGAGGCGCAGAUGAAUAAGUUGUCUAAGUUUAAUGUCCGCAGCGGCCCCUCCGGAGGCGGUCUUAUAUAUAAGUUGUUUUAA
Medioppia subpectinata is the source of this 1483-nucleotide messenger RNA. NCBI's taxonomy places the organism in Eukaryota, Metazoa, Arthropoda, Arachnida, Sarcoptiformes, Oppiidae. The record is from the annotation of a GenBank genome assembly.